AUGGCUUUCAAAUUUAAGGUCUUCUGUCUGUUUGCGCUGAUCGCUGUUGCCAGUGCAGGUCUUUUGCCGGUAGCUGUGAAACACGUGGAAUAUGCGGAUGCUCCUGCGGAAUAUCACUUCUCGUACUCCGUUCACGAUGAUCACACUGGAGACAUCAAGAGCCAGAGCGAGGAACGUCACGGUGAUGAUGUCAAGGGUCAGUACAGUCUGAUUGAUGCCGAUGGUUACCAGCGCAUUGUUGACUACACCGCCGAUGAGCAUAACGGUUUCAACGCCGUCGUUCGCCGUGAGCCUCUAACCCAAAAGGUUGCCAAAAUUGUGGCUCCCAUCGCACACCAUUACGUUGCUCCCGCCCCAAUUGCCAAGAUCGCUUUACCUGUGGCGAAGGUUGCCGUUCCGGUCGCAAAGGUUGCCUAUCCAGCUAAUCUUGCAACCGUCAGCUUUUCGGCGCCCAGCCUGAGCUAUCACUAUUAG
Molecule: messenger RNA, 474 nt
Organism: Sabethes cyaneus
Lineage: Eukaryota; Metazoa; Arthropoda; Insecta; Diptera; Culicidae
Product: larval cuticle protein A2B-like
Exons: 2
Coding region: 1-474 (157 amino acids)
Cellular component (GO): extracellular matrix
Source: RefSeq, a predicted model, not a curated record